Molecule: messenger RNA, 1511 nt
Organism: Leptopilina heterotoma
Lineage: Eukaryota; Metazoa; Arthropoda; Insecta; Hymenoptera; Figitidae
Exons: 5
Coding region: 169-810 (213 amino acids)
Source: RefSeq, a predicted model, not a curated record
GGGAAACUGAGCUCGGCACUCUCAAAUACUCUGUCUUAGCGAUUGCAGUGGUGUGUGCUUCAUUCUUUCUUAUUUAUUCUCCUCGGCUCCACCUCCAUAGCAACAGAUUGUUUCAUUUGAGAUCAAAACGGAUUUGGCUGCUGAUUUAAAUACACAAAGUGAACAACAAUGAACUUUAAACUUUUUACAUUUCUACUAUUCUGUUUAAUAGCUGUUAGUAAAUCAGCCGAGGAGGAAUAUGAUUAUGAGGAAGAAGCUGCACACGCUCCAGUAACACCUGCCCCAGCAAAACCUGCGAGUCGAUUAGGAGGACUCCUCGCACCCCGAAAUAGACCAAUUCCUGGAAAAAAAACCACACAAUUAGCGUCGACAACUGCCAAAGCGAUAGAACAUCCAGUCGAAGAGGAUGCUGAGGGUGACGAGGGUGCCGAAGAAAAGCAGGAAGAGGAAGUGCCGGUCACCACGACAGAAGCCUCUAAGAAAUUAAAGGGUGGAGUUGUCAGACCCUUCAGCAGAUCAAAUGAAGAUCUCUUAGCAGCUUUGAAGCGAAGAAGAGCGCAAGUCGGUUCGAGCCAUUCCAAGGACCACAAUUCAACACCUUCCCCAGCGGAAGCUACAUCAUCAGCAUCUAAAUUUAAAUCCGCAUCGAGUGGAAGCAGAAGAACCAGCGGAAAUGCAGAAGCGACAUCAAAGCCAACGAGUCGUGGAAGGUUCGGAUCCUCCCGGGGUUCAAAACCAGUUCAGGAGGAUGUUGAGGAAACUCAACACGAUGAAGUUCAACUAAAACCGAAAUCGUUUCGUAGAGGUUAACGAGUGGGUGAAAUAAUGUUACACGAACACUUUCGAAUCUGUUGUUCCUUUGCGUUUAAAAGAAAGUUGUGAUAUGUGCGGCAUAAUGAGAAAACUGCGUUUCAAAAUAUAGACUGACAUCGCCUCUAUUAUUGCCACAUCAACUUUUUUUCUUUUUUUUUUUUUAUUAAUUUUUAACUCUCCAAUGAUUCAAAUCAAAUAUUUAUUGAAAUGGAAUUUCUUUUCUUUCAAACGAUUUCACGAAUAAUCAAUUUUUAUAUGAACAAAAACAUAGAAAAUCAAGUCGAACCUGUCGGAAUGCAACUCGAAUUUUGAAAUUUUUUUGUCCAACAAGAAUUAUUUUCACUUAGUUCUGGAAUAUUGUAAAAAUGUUACAAAGUUAAAUUAUAAAAAAAAAUUUUCAAGGAUGUUUUGAAAAUCGAGUUGCAUUCCGAGAGGUUCUAUUGUAAUGUUCACUUUGCUAAGAUAUCGUCAAAUAUUGUUUAUGAUAAUUUGACCAAAAAAAUAUGUGAUUUUUCAACGAAACAACAAAAAAGGAAAUUUUGUACAAAGCCUAUUGUUUUUUUAUACAGUAAAGACAAAAAAAUAAACAAAGAAACAAAGACAGCUGUUAAUUUUUGAGAGCCAACGCCAUAAUAAGUUUAUGUAUAAUUGAGGAGAAUGUGACGGUUGAUUAAAAAAUAUUCGUAAGUCGAUAAUAA